AUGAACAUCCAAGUCCUGCCUGAGCACAAACUGUCCUCGGUGGCCCCGCUGAAACAGUUUAACGUGGAGAAAAAGGAAGUUGAGCUGAUCCUGGUGAAGGAGCAGAACGGGGUCCAGUACACGAACACCUCUGUCGUGGCCUCUCCGAGCUCCCGCGGCUGCACCUCCGGCUCCGGCUCCGGCUCCGGCUCCGCAGAGGAUGAGGUCAGGGAGACCUGGGGCAAGAAAAUUGACUUUCUGCUCUCUGUCAUAGGCUUCGCUGUGGACCUGGCCAAUGUGUGGAGGUUCCCCUACCUGUGUUACAAAAAUGGAGGAGGUGCCUUUUUGAUCCCAUAUGUUCUGUUUCUGUUCAUUGCUGGGAUGCCCCUGUUUUACAUGGAACUUGCCUUGGGUCAGUAUAACAAAGAAGGAGCAGCUACAGUUUGGAAGAUCUGCCCUAUAUUUAAAGGCGUUGGCUACACUGUGAUCAUCAUAGCUUUGUAUGUGGGCUUUUACUACAAUGUCAUCAUAGCUUGGUCAUUGUAUUACUUAUUUUCCUCAUUGACGAGUGAGCUGCCCUGGCACAAGUGUAAUAACCCGUGGAACAGCCCCAAUUGCACAGAACCACAACACAUCAAUGGCACCUUCUUGGGUAACAGAACCUCCUAUGCCAAGUACAAGAACACACCGGCUGCAGAGUUCUACGAGCGCGAAGUGCUGCACAUUCAUGAGAGUAAAGGCAUCAAUGACCUGGGUCUUCCUCGCUGGGAGCUCGCCCUCUGCCUUAUUUUGGUCGUCUUCAUCCUCUUCUUCAGCCUGUGGAAGGGAGUCAAAUCCUCUGGAAAGGUGGUGUAUGUUACAGCUACUAUGCCCUACAUAGUGCUGUUUGUGUUGCUGAUUCGAGGCAUCACUCUCCCUGGUGCAAUGAAUGGAAUUAGGGCAUAUCUCCACAUUGACCUAAAGAAGCUCAAUGAUCCUCAAGUAUGGAUUGACGCAGCUACUCAGAUUUUCUUUUCUCUAGGAGCCGGGUUUGGAGUCCUCAUUGCCUUUGCAAGCUACAAUAAAUUUGACAAUAACUGCUACAGGGAUGCUAUUCUGACCAGCACUAUAAACUGCAUUACCAGUUUCUUCUCAGGGUUUGCCAUCUUCUCAGUACUGGGGUAUAUGGCUCAUCAGCAUCAGGUCAACAUAAAGGAUGUGGCCACUGAGGGAGCUGGACUGGUAUUUAUUAUCUACCCAGAAGCUAUCUCAACUCUACCUGGAUCCACAUUCUUUGCGAUAGUGUUUUUCAUUAUGCUUCUGACUCUUGGAAUUGACAGUUCUAUGGGUGGCAUGGAGGCAGUGAUCACUGGGCUGUCAGAUGACUUUAAAUUCCUGAAGAGGCAUAGAAAAUUAUUUACAUUUACUGUAGUAUUUGGGACAUUCCUAAUAGCCCUUCUGUGCAUCACAAAUGGAGGGAUCUUUGUGUUGACCCUGUUGGACGCGUAUGCUGCAGGAACGUCCAUUCUAUUUGGGGUGCUGAUUGAGGCCAUUGGAGUAUCUUGGUUCUAUGGUGUGGACAGAUUUAGUGAGGACAUUGAACGCAUGAUGGGCUUCAAACCAGGUAUCUACUGGAGGCUCUGCUGGAAGUUCGUCAGUCCAGCAUUCUUACUUGUUGUGGUCAUUGCCAGCAUUGUUACCUCUGGCGACCUGAGAUAUGAUAACUAUAUUUUCCCUCGCUGGUCAAAUAUGGUGGGCUGGUCCAUAGCCUUGUCCUCCAUGCUGUUUGUACCAAUCUACGCCAUCUACAAACUCCUUAUUAUACCAGGCACCUUCAAGGAGAGGAUAGCGUACGCCAUUACUCCAGAACAUGAACAUCACCUGGUGACAGAGGGUAAUGUCAGGCAGUUCAAGCUCAGACAUUGGUUGUCCAUUUGAUGGGGGGGGUCAGGUGGGAGUGCCAUCAAAUGCUACUGCAUGAGAGAGAGAAGUGGCACCUGAGAAAAGGACAAAAUGAAGUGAUGGCUUUGCGCGUUUCCCAACCACACACUGUACUGUCCAGUCUGCUCCAUUUGUGUUCAGUGGUUGACUAGACUUUUUUUUACAGUGGGUACAGAAA
This is a messenger RNA of Sinocyclocheilus grahami, 2077 nucleotides long. Its product is annotated as sodium-dependent noradrenaline transporter-like. Gene Ontology annotation, cellular component: plasma membrane; neuronal cell body membrane; presynaptic membrane. Gene Ontology annotation, molecular function: norepinephrine:sodium symporter activity; dopamine:sodium symporter activity. The transcript has 14 exons. The record is from RefSeq and is a predicted model, not a curated record. Bases 1 to 1896 code for a protein of 631 amino acids. Gene Ontology annotation, biological process: sodium ion transmembrane transport; amino acid transport; dopamine uptake involved in synaptic transmission. Lineage: Eukaryota; Metazoa; Chordata; Actinopteri; Cypriniformes; Cyprinidae.